UAGUGGAGCUGUGCAGCCCUAACGCGGCGCGGAUCAAUGUCCGACCACCGCGGGCCGGCCUCGCCUCGGACGGGGAAGCACCCCUACUACCGCGGCAUCCGGAGCCGCAGCGGCAAGUGGGUGUCGGAGAUCCGGGAGCCGAGGAAGACGCGCCGCAUCUGGCUCGGCACCUUCCCGACGGCCGAGAUGGCCGCCGUGGCCUACGACGUGGCCGCGCGCGCGCUGCGCGGUCCCGACACGGCGCUCAACUUCCCGGACCUGGCCGCGUCGCGCCCCGCGCCAGCGUCCACCUCCGCGGACGACAUCCGCGCCGCCGCCGCGGAGGCCGCCGCGGCGCUGCAGGAGCCCGAUCGCCACUCGGCCCAAGGCGGCGGCAUUGCUCCCGCUGCGGCCGGUGGGACGGCGCAGCAGCAGCCCGGCGGGAGCAGCGCCGCGGCACAUCAGCAGGAAGGCAGCAGCAGCGCGGGGAGCCAGUACUACCUGGACGAGGAGGCCCUCUUCGAGACGCCGCAGUACCUGCGCAACAUGGCCGCCGGUAUGAUGAUGAGCCCCCCGAGGCUCGGCCGCAACUCGUCCGACGACUCGCCGGACCCGUCGGAGGCCGGGGACAGCCUCUGGAGCUACCGUGAUCCGUAGAUCGAUACCGGCAGCUACUACGCGCUACUGAACCUGGAAGCUUGAAAUGAUAUGGAGAGAAGGACGGAGGGCGAGAGGUGCCCCGGCCGUGGAGCACUGUUUUUUUUCUUUCUAUCCAGUCCAGCCGCCAUGUGUGCCGGGGGAUAGCUUUUCAGUCCUCCGCCGGAAGAUGCAGUGUAUCUUUCCUUCUCCUUUACCCCUCGAUGUGUGUGUUUCUGCUGUGAAGCCAGAAGGCCGACCGGGAAGGUCUUCCUUUUCCACUCAAUUCGACUUGGCUCUAGCUAGCUAGUACUACCUCGCUAUUUGGCCGUUGCAGUACAUAUGAAAGUAUGAAACUGCAAAGGUACACAUAUAUAUGCAUGUAUGUACAGUUACUUGGAAUGCCAAGUGGGGAGUACGUCCUGAGGGGACGACCUGGUGUAUUGCAUGAGCAGAUGCCGUUGUGUAAAGCUUGUAUUGUUCGAAUUAAUCGGUAAUCUCUGUUGGUGGAUAAGCUAUAAGAUGUGCGCGCAGCGCAUCGCUGUCCACCUUUAUAUUGCCAUCACUAAACACUUUCUGUUUCUACAAA
Messenger RNA from Setaria italica (foxtail millet), 1204 nucleotides. Its product is annotated as ethylene-responsive transcription factor ERF025. The record is from RefSeq and is a predicted model, not a curated record. Gene Ontology annotation, biological process: regulation of DNA-templated transcription. Gene Ontology annotation, molecular function: DNA-binding transcription factor activity; DNA binding. The transcript has 2 exons. NCBI's taxonomy places the organism in Eukaryota, Viridiplantae, Streptophyta, Magnoliopsida, Poales, Poaceae. Bases 37 to 636 code for a protein of 199 amino acids.